Messenger RNA from Cydia strobilella, 682 nucleotides. RefSeq lists its product as uncharacterized. Lineage: Eukaryota; Metazoa; Arthropoda; Insecta; Lepidoptera; Tortricidae. The record is from RefSeq and is a predicted model, not a curated record. Bases 264 to 626 code for a protein of 120 amino acids. The transcript has 4 exons.
GAUGAAUCAACAUGCAAUACCUACACAAACAACUGCAGUAAUUAUUCGAGCAAGAAACUGACAUCAAAAAGUUGCAAUCAAACAACCAACCUGCAAUACUGCCACCUACGACCAACGUUUUCAGAUAAAGCUGCACAUGAAUAAACAACUCCAUCAAUAUCAUCUGCAGCCGUAUACGAGCAAGCAACGCAGACCUUAUCAAAACAUUGAAAUGGCGCGACCUGCAGUUCAUUGUGCAGCGCCACGAAAGAGAAGGGAGGACAAUGCCGGCCAUCACCACAUCACACCACACACCACUGGACACGUCUCCUACAUCAGCAGCGGCAAAAUCUACUCAAACAGAAUUCAACAAUACGCCACACACGACGGUGAAGCUACCAGUCGCCUUCACUGCGACCUCGACACUACAGUACUGUCUUCAUCCACAAACAAACGAUCGACAAGCAGAGAGGAUACCAAAUGAUAUUCGCCGCCACCGGCUGCAGCCGAGACACCGAGUCACUACUACCUACAAACUACUGUCAACAAUGUCAACUUACACCAAAAGUUCGGGAAUGUGUAACAUCGUGUCAACAUUUCAAAUGACUACAGUCGAGCUGUCAAUCUACGAACACAAAAAAUGGUGAAGGAAGGAGUAACCGUCAACGAGUUGCAGGCGACCCGGUAAUCCACGGUCCGGACG